This is a messenger RNA of Brassica rapa (field mustard), 1245 nucleotides long. RefSeq lists its product as uncharacterized. The record is from RefSeq and is a predicted model, not a curated record. Lineage: Eukaryota; Viridiplantae; Streptophyta; Magnoliopsida; Brassicales; Brassicaceae.
AUGGACAAAGCUCUUCUAGCUUUAUCUCUCAAGGAUGAUGAUGAUGCCCCUUUCGACUUACCUGAUCUUCCUCAGUAUUUCGCCACUGAUCGUAAUGCAUGCAGCAUCAUCGGACGCCUUCUCAACCCAGAACUACAGAGGAUGGCUAAAUUGAUCUUCGAUCUGCCUAGGAAAUGGCAAAAGGAGGUUCUAGAUAAGGGUAUGCAGACUUUUGAUGAUUGGGGUCUCGCCAUUGAACGCUGGAUUAAGAGGCCUCCUCUGGGACAUAUUGAAGAAGUGGCUUUCGACCCUGAUAAACCGCAAAGACAAGAUUAUGUAAGGGUUAAAAUUCGCUUUGAUGUUUCCCAGAAAUCAAAGAUUCUCAAUCUUCCGGGUGGUGGUCAGUCAGUGAUCUACUACUACUAUGAAAGGGUUCAAAAGCGCUGUUACCAUUGGCAAAGGCUCACACAUGCAAAGGAGAGAUGCCCUUUUCUAGCACAUGCUUUAAGAUCUAAUGUCAUUUCUUCUUCUGGCAUGGCUGUUUCUCGGCCUUCUUCAUCUAAUCUUCACCUGUCGGAGAGUGAUCCUCUGUUCAGUGUUUUGAAAGAAGAUCAAGUAGGAAUAAACUCCGCUUUGGGUCGUACUCGCAUUGCCCCUGAAGUUCUCGAAGAAAUGCGUAAUUAUCUGAGAGCUUCGAUUUCUGAAGAUCGUCAUGUGCGUGAACAGAGAGUAAUUUCCUCAGUCAAAGAAGCAGAAUCAAAUCCCAUCACUCAGAGAUUGGUUCUGCAACUCGAACCUCCUCCAGUGUUUACUACAGAUUUAGAUAAAGGCAAAGGGAUUGUCUUUAACUUCGAUAAAAACGACAAGAUGGAUUGUCCUUUCUCUACAAGCUCUCAACCAAAACUCAUGGCUUCUGCAAUCUCUUCUGGACAUUCGCUUUUCAGCUCUACUACUGACGUCUUCUGUAGACUCUCCAUUCCGUCCUCUCAAAGCUUGAUGGACCAAAGUUCAAGCUUCCCUAUCUUCUUCAGCGCUGGAGAUUCUGAGUCUAAAGAUACGGGCAAAAGGAAACCAGGUACUUUUAAAAGAAUGUAUAUCUCCAGGAAGAAGGCUCAAAAGGCUCAGAUCUCUCUCGAAGUUCAUGACAAAUCGGAAGGAACUGUUAGCAAGAAAAGGAAGGCAGAAGUUGAAUUGGUGGGUGCAUCGAAAGCUGCUAAGAGCAAUGCAUCAAAGAUGGUCCCGCGUGAGGGACCGUCCAACUCUUAA